Molecule: messenger RNA, 4305 nt
Organism: Phlebotomus papatasi
Lineage: Eukaryota; Metazoa; Arthropoda; Insecta; Diptera; Psychodidae
Gene: acj6
Product: inhibitory POU protein
Exons: 6
Coding region: 409-1584 (391 amino acids)
Biological process (GO): regulation of transcription by RNA polymerase II
Molecular function (GO): RNA polymerase II cis-regulatory region sequence-specific DNA binding; DNA-binding transcription factor activity, RNA polymerase II-specific
Source: RefSeq, a predicted model, not a curated record
GCUUUUUUCAACCCCUUUAAACCGAUAAAAAAAAGACUAAAAUGCAUCACAUUGAGCAUGAAGACCACAAACAUGAUACCAAUUGAUUCCUGAAGACUUCAAAAUCACAAAGAAAAAAAACAAACUUUCUCAGACUUUCUUGAACUUUUGGUGAUCUCAGUGAAUGGACAGAACAGGAACAUUUUAGAGACAAAGUGGAAGAAAUUCAGCUCAAAAUUACGCGUCAGUAGAUUUUUCUUCCCGCCUCUUGGUGGGCGGAAGGUAGGAAAACAAAAGUUUAAAGAAAGGACAUAAAGCUGAAUUGUUGUGUGUGCCAUCGGUUGAAAAAACUGACUCAAAAUUUACUCUCCGACGCCAUUUGACGCCGCCAAGGCGUUGAAACUCGAGGAAGACUUCACGGGCGGCUGUAUGACAAUGUCCAUGUAUCCGUCGCCCGAUAAGAUGAAGAUGGGAACACCAGGAUGCUUCCCAGGACGCUACAGUCCCUCCUAUCGGGGUCCUGAUCAAAUGCGAAGGUGUAUGACAAAUCCCUCGAGUCGAUUAUUAGAAGACGCUUCAAUAAUGUGUAAUUCGUGGUCUCCCAGGCAUAAUGGUGAUAUCUUUUCGGGACUGAACGAUGGCAUUCUGAGCAGAGCUGAAGCUCUGGCCGCUGUGGACAUCCAGAAGCACCAGAGUAGUCAUGCUCAUACCCAAAUGUCCUCUCAACUCAAGCACGAUGUUAUGUAUCAUCAUGGGAUGGGUGGACCACCUCAGAGGCCACUGCAAAUGCAUCACACAAUGGAUGGCCUCGAUAUGCUGGACCCAGCCAGCUCCAUGACAACCCUCACCCCAAUGUCUGAUACCCCAAUCACCUCGUCCCAUCAUCAGCUCCAUGGUUCGUACCAUGGCAUGAAUCACAUGAUGGGGCACCAUCAUGGGGGCCCACUCAGUGGACAUACGACGGGUGAGUCAGAAAACCGCGGCAAAAGUCCCCAAGGCGUCCCACUGUGGCAAGAGAGAAAAUUCUGGGAUUCUCUUCCAGGACACCAUGGCCACCCGGGCGCCCAUCAUCCCGCCAUGGCAGCCGCCGUAGCGGCUGCCGGACUCCAUCCGGACACCGACACAGAUCCCCGGGAAUUGGAAGCGUUUGCAGAACGCUUCAAACAAAGGCGGAUAAAAUUAGGUGUAACGCAGGCUGAUGUGGGAAAAGCUCUCGCUAAUCUCAAGCUACCCGGAGUUGGAGCCCUAUCGCAGAGCACCAUUUGCAGAUUCGAGAGUUUAACGCUAUCACACAACAACAUGAUCGCCCUAAAGCCUAUCCUUCAGGCAUGGCUGGAGGAAGCUGAGGCUCAAGCCAAGAACAAGAGACGAGAUCCCGAUGCACCCAGUGUCUUACCAGCUGGAGAGAAGAAGAGAAAAAGGACUUCCAUCGCAGCACCAGAGAAACGCUCCCUGGAAGCAUAUUUUGCCGUCCAACCACGACCGUCUGGUGAGAAAAUUGCUGCAAUUGCUGAAAAAUUGGACUUGAAGAAAAAUGUGGUACGUGUGUGGUUUUGCAAUCAACGACAAAAACAAAAACGUAUGAAAUUUGCAGCUCAGCACUGACAGCCAAAUAAUGCUGCAACACAACUGGGAAUCGUAACAAGUGUGACUGCCUCAAUGGCAGCAGCUGCAGCGGGUGGGGUUGUGGGUGGUGGUGUGCCUGGAAGUGGUUCCGUCACGGGAUUUGGGUUCUAAAAAAAAAGAAACCCCAAUUCCCAUUUUCUCAUUGAGAAAUGCAAGAAUUCCACUUUUAUUUGUGAUCUCCUUUUCGGUUUAUUUUUGCAUUUUCAGCGCCAAAAUACCAAAAAAAUCGUUUCAUGGUUUUGUUUCGGGCAUGUGUUUUGAAAUGGUGACUUAUGCUGCAUACACAUUGGAGGUUUAGGUUUAAACCCGAAGUAGUAACAGGUUUUGCCAUCUUCUUUAUCUGCAACACAAUUUCACCGAGUUUUUUUAAUAAAAAAAAUCACUAGAAAUCCAAUGAUCGUAAACUACAAAUUAAUUCUGACUUUAGACACAUUAAGUACUUAUUAAGUACCUAAUAAUUUCUUAACUCAGUGACCUAAUUUUAAUGAGUUGUAGAACAUAGAACUGAUUAAAACAUAUAUGAAAAUAAGACAAAUGUCAGCGCAUUGUGGCGAAUAGUGAAACUAAUGUGGCAUGACGGAGCCUUAACACUAAGUACUUAUUUAAGGUCUUUGUAAAAGUACUAAGUAAUUUGUGUUAAGGAGAUCAAAAGUAGUUUCAUUAAGUACUUAAUUAAGGCCAUUCGACUAAUGACUUUUAAAUAAGUGCCCUAAUGCAUAAAAAACAUUUUUUUUUAAUUUCUGAAGUCGAGUUCUUCGAAUCCCUCGGCAGAAAUUCGAAUUGUGUUUGGAACCAAAAAAUACAUAAUUAAAAAUAAUUUUGAAAAUCUGGCAGUUAAACUCCCGGAACUUGGGUUUUUCGGGCUAUAACGACUGCAAUUCACUUUCCUGGAUAGUUAAUUGACCGCAUCGAAAUUUGGCAAUUUGACCGCAAUUUUUUAAUUUUGACCGCAUCGGAUUCAUCGAAAUUUGGCAAUUUUGUAAUUUUGAAAUUUGGCAAUUACUGAAUUUUACAAUUUAGAAAAUUAUCAUUAUCACUAAAGGCAAGAUAACUUUAUGAAAACAUUUCACGUGUUUACCCGUCAAAUAAUUUCGUCAGAUAUCUUUAAGAUUUGUGCAGAAAAUAUCUACACCUCUGCCGAAAACCUGCCGAGAAAUCUGUAGGUAUUCCUACGAAUUUUAUUUGGACUUGGGACAAAAUUCGUCAGAAAUUUUUGCAGAUUUUCUGACGAAUCCUGGUGCAUACUCUGACGAAUUUCUGUAGAUAUUUUGCCGAUUUUCUGUAGAUUUUUUUCCUACAUUCCAGACUUUCCAGACAGCUGUGUCAGAAAAGAUGGAAUAUUUUUCAGUGAAGUUUGCAAAAUUCAAUAGAGUUAUUCUUGGUGAUAUAUCGUAGUGUUUAUAUAAAAUAAAGAAUUCUGCGACGCCGUGUUAUAAGUAGUGAAUAGUGAAGUGAAAACUUUAAGCAGAGUGUCGACCUAAAUUUCGUGUUUUUGUAUCAUUCCAUAGGCGAUUUUUAAGAAUCUAGUAUUUUUGCUCGCAUUUUUUUAUUUAUCUAAAACGUUUAAUCGGUAAUGCUUGUUAAGCAGAGCAUACCAUUUUCUUUGUAACUUCUACAGUUUCUUGAUAAAUCAACAAUAUUUUUGUUGAAACAAUACAGACUAUGCAAAUUUACUAUGCAGAAAUUCUGCUGAGAAUCUGUAGAUUUUCGGAAGAAUUUUUGCCGAAAAUCUACAGAUUUUCUAUGCAGAAAUUCUGCCGAAAAUCUACAGAUUUUCUCUGAAUGUACUAGAAUAUACGUUACAAUUCAAAAAACCUCCGAGUAAAAUCGGCAGGUAGAGCAAUGAUUUGACGGGUAAUAAGAUUUUAUGGUUAUGUUUUACUGAAACGUCAAUUUGUUUCAUCUCUUUCUAUCCAAUAGUUAACAAGUGUCCGUCGCAUUCUCUAUUCCAGUUUCCACUUUUUGCCACCAGAUAUCACUAUUUUCGCUCAAAAAUUCCUUAAUUAAGUACUUAAUAAGUACUUAUUAAGGAUUUAAUUUAUGAACUUGGGCUAAGUUAUUAUUUAAGAGCAUGUAAUACCUUUAAUUAUAGCUUUGCACUAGUAACAGCUUACCUUGUGUUAGCCGAAUGUGUUUUUUUUUUCAAGGAAUCAUGAUCGGCAAAUUGGGAAAUCGUUGCCGAUUUAGUGUAAAAAACGAUUUUUCAAACUGAUAUUUUAAUAACUUCGUAGUGAUCGGCAGGUUGGUAAGAUUUUAACGAAAAAUUCAAAAUCGAGCACUUGAACCUUAAACCACUUAAAGGGUUUAUAUUUAAACCUCUAAUGUGUGAAGAGCAUAAAGUCCUCAGUCCUCAACGAUUAAAAUUGGUUUUCCUUGUUUUUUCAAAGUUUUCAUCAAGAACCUAUUAAAAAAAUAAAAAAAAAAUAAAAAAAAAUAGCCACCACCAUUCACAAUACUUUUUGCUAAAGUAUGCAAGGAAUGUGCGAAUAAGAAAAAAAGUGUGCAAUUCAUGAUAUUUUCUUUUUUUUUUUAGCAAAAAUCGAAUAAGUUUCCUAUUAAAACAUUUUUUACCAGUGAAAUUCUUUUGAGAAACGUGCAAUAUUGGUGAACUUGUGAAGUGAAUGUGAGGAAGAACAAUGUAGUUUAGUGAAAAAAAAUUUUCAUAAAAAAAGUAUUGUAAUUCAAUUUAGUAAAGAAAAA